Molecule: messenger RNA, 663 nt
Organism: Paraphaeosphaeria sporulosa
Lineage: Eukaryota; Fungi; Ascomycota; Dothideomycetes; Pleosporales; Didymosphaeriaceae
Product: ribosomal protein S25
Exons: 4
Coding region: 19-312 (97 amino acids)
Cellular component (GO): cytosolic small ribosomal subunit
Molecular function (GO): structural constituent of ribosome
Source: RefSeq, a predicted model, not a curated record
UCCACCACAUCAGACAAUAUGGCACCCGCACCGACCGGAGGCAAGAAGCAGAAGAAGAAGUGGUCAAAGGGCAAGGUCAAGGACAAGGCCCAGCACGCCGUCGUCCUCGACAAGCAGACCUCUGACAAGCUCAACAAGGACGUCCAGUCCUACCGCCUCAUCACCGUUGCUACCCUCGUCGACCGUCUCAAGAUCAACGGCUCGCUCGCCCGACAGGCCCUCAACGAUCUCGAGGAGAAGGGCACCAUCAGGAAGGUUGUUGGCCACUCCAAGUUGAGCAUCUACACCCGUGACGUUGCCGGCGAGGCAUAAGCAGCUCGUACCAACAAUGGUGGCUAGAUGAGAGACUCGGGUCUUCAAUUUCGACUUUUCAACGACAUUCCUCUUACCCACUAUCGGUCGGCGUCUUUUCGUAAGGGAAGGUCUUACUUUGGGCAUGCUCACGUGGGAUAUGAAAUGAGAGGACGCGGCAGGCUCGGCGUAGAUCUGAGUGUCCGCUGAGGUAUGGAGUCGAUCAUGCAUUGAAUGAAAAAAAGAUCUGAACCCACUUUCUCUUGCUCGGUGUGAUGUUCCAGCCUUGUGGCUUGACUGCCUGGGCUUGGGGUCGUGUGAUUGUUGACCACACCUCGUAUGACGGACGGAUCACAGCGUCUCCUUCGGCAU